AAAAUUUGCCAUUUUUUGUUACACAAUUGAGGUUAUGUCGGGUAGGUUGGUAGCGCUGGUAGUUUUUUUAUAACCUCAAAAAAUGGACUAUGCUGAAGAGCAAAAGGGGGAAAUAGAGGCUCUUGAGUCAAUUUAUUUCGGGGAUUUAAGACUGUUGAGCACAGAGCCGUACCACAAAUUUUCGAUUCAAAUCAAGUCCGAAGAAUAUGAUCCUGAGACCGAAAACACGGGUUUGUCCUGCGAUAUGGUCUUUACAUACACACCGAAAUACCCCGACGAGUCCCCAAUUAUAGAACUCGAAAACUGUGAAAACUUCGAGGAUGGCUACGAGUCCGAUUUAUUAGAUUUUCUCAAAGGCCAAGUACAGGAAAAUUUAGGCAUGGUUAUGAUUUUUACUCUAGUUUCCUCAGCACAGGAGUGGCUGAAUGUGCGAUGGGAGGGGGUGAAGAAGGAGCGGGAUGAAGAAGCUGCGAGGAAGUUAAAAGAAGAGGAAGAAGCAGAAAGGAAACGUUUUGAGGGGACAAGAGUCACAGUUGAAACGUUCCUCAAGUGGAAAACGAUAUUCGAAGAUGAAAUGGGUAUAGCGAAGAGACGAGAAAUCAGCGAAAAAGAAGGAAAGAAAUUAACAGGGAGGGAGUUGUUCAUGACUGAUGUCACCCUCAACGAGUCUGAUCUCAAGUUUCUUGAGGAUGGCGAAGGGGUCAAAGUUGAUGAGUCGCUCUUCCAAGAUAUGGAUGAUCUUGAUUUAGAUGAUGAAGACGACGAAGAUUUUGAUCCGAAUAAUUACAGCGAUUCCUCGGAUUAAGGGACAAUACUAUUUUUUUAUUUAUUUUGUAUGAUACAUUUGAAAUAAAUUCAUUACAGAA
Messenger RNA from Tribolium madens (black flour beetle), 866 nucleotides. Its product is annotated as RWD domain-containing protein 1. Gene Ontology annotation, molecular function: protein binding. Bases 83 to 805 code for a protein of 240 amino acids. Lineage: Eukaryota; Metazoa; Arthropoda; Insecta; Coleoptera; Tenebrionidae. The record is from RefSeq and is a predicted model, not a curated record. The transcript is spliced from 4 exons. Gene Ontology annotation, biological process: cytoplasmic translation.